Messenger RNA from Myxocyprinus asiaticus (Chinese sucker), 953 nucleotides. Its product is annotated as cysteine and histidine-rich domain-containing protein 1-like. The record is from RefSeq and is a predicted model, not a curated record. The transcript is spliced from 10 exons. NCBI's taxonomy places the organism in Eukaryota, Metazoa, Chordata, Actinopteri, Cypriniformes, Catostomidae.
AUGGUUAUUCAGUUACAUGCUUGCACAUAUCAUCCUGGAGUUCCUGUGUUUCAUGAUGCACUAAAGGGUUGGUCGUGUUGUAAGCGACAGACAACAGCCUUCUCAGAUUUUCUUAGUAUGGUGGCCUGCACUAAGGGUCCUCAUUACAAAGAGAAGCCACUGGAACCAGUGAAACUGAAAGUGAAGAUCUCAGGAGAGAAGAAAGAGUUGGAGGAUCUGAAACCCAGGUUUGAUGAGUACAUCAUCCAGGCGCCUAAACUACUGGAGUUCAUUCAGAGACCCAGUGCUGAUGAGGCACUGGUGGAGCUGCAGCUGAAAAUCGCUCCAUCUUUAAACCAGGCAAUUUUAAACCAUUCUUUAACUUCUGAUUUCCAGAAGAGGAUGGGAAUGGUCAAAAUUGGGACGACAUGUAAAAAUGGAGGCUGCUCGAAGACUUACAAGGGACCAAAAGCCGAUGAAGAAAUGUGCUUAUAUCAUCCCGGAGUGCCUAUCUUUCAUGAGGGGAUGAAAUACUGGAGUUGCUGUAAGAGGAAGAUGUCUGAUUUCAACUAGUUCCUGUCACAGGAAGGCUGAAAUUAAAGAUCACGCCAGUGGAGGAGAGAAACGGACGGUAAGAAAGUGGCUCCCUGUAGAUUUGAUUGGCACCAGACAGGAAGUCAGGUGACCAUGUCCAUCUAUGCAAAGAACCUGAACCCUGAGCUCUGUUCUGUGAACAGUAAUCUAUUGCAACUAAAAAUCUGUCUGAUCUUCGAGGGAGAAAAAGAGUUUGAGCUAAAGAUGAAUCUGUGGGGAGUGAGUAUCAUAAACCUUAAUUAUUAUCUGCUUUGCAAUUUUACAUGCCUAACUUUUUCAUAUUUGGCACUUUUGUUCAUUUUAAGGACAGAUAAAGUAGGAUCUAUACUUGAAAGUUAAAGAAUAGUUCAUCUAAAAAUGAAAAUUCUCUCUUUAUUUAC